This is a messenger RNA of Sorex fumeus (smoky shrew), 1538 nucleotides long. It is a transcript of the gene SMAD9, whose product is annotated as SMAD family member 9. Lineage: Eukaryota; Metazoa; Chordata; Mammalia; Eulipotyphla; Soricidae. Gene Ontology annotation, molecular function: I-SMAD binding; RNA polymerase II cis-regulatory region sequence-specific DNA binding; DNA-binding transcription factor activity, RNA polymerase II-specific. Gene Ontology annotation, biological process: cell differentiation; SMAD protein signal transduction; transforming growth factor beta receptor signaling pathway. Gene Ontology annotation, cellular component: heteromeric SMAD protein complex. The record is from RefSeq and is a predicted model, not a curated record. The coding region runs from base 235 to 1524 and encodes 429 amino acids. The transcript is spliced from 6 exons.
CACGCGCAGCCAGGCCAGUUGACCAGUCUGUUCCAGGGUUUAGAGCAUCAGUCCACUUCCCAUCCUCACUGGUCACAGUUCAUUCCUGAAGAAAAGGAAGACCUGAGUCAUUCUUGGGGACCCCAUACCUAUGACAUCUGGAGAAAGACACCUGCCACUUACUCUCCUGGGUCUCCGCAGGCGGUGAAGUCCGUCCAGUUGCUGUGUGCCCUGGACACCUGGAGUCCACCUCUUAUGCACUCCAGCACCCCCAUCAGCUCCCUCUUCUCCUUCACCAGCCCAGCCGUGAAAAGGCUGCUAGGCUGGAAGCAAGGAGAUGAAGAGGAAAAGUGGGCCGAGAAGGCUGUCGACUCUUUGGUGAAGAAACUAAAGAAGAAGAAAGGGGCCAUGGAUGAGCUGGAGCGGGCCCUCAGCUGUCCCGGGCAGCCCAGCAAGUGUGUGACCAUCCCCCGCUCCCUGGACGGGCGGCUGCAGGUCUCCCACCGAAAGGGGCUGCCACACGUCAUCUACUGCCGGGUGUGGCGCUGGCCGGAUCUCCAGUCUCACCAUGAGCUGAAGCCCCUGGAGUGCUGUGAGUUCCCAUUUGGUUCCAAGCAGAAGGAGGUGUGCAUCAACCCCUACCACUACCGCAGAGUGGAGACUCCGGUGCUGCCUCCCGUCCUGGUGCCGAGACACAGCGAGUACAACCCCCAGCUCAGCCUCCUGGCCAAGUUCCGUAGUGCCUCCCUGCACAGCGAGCCACUCAUGCCGCACAACGCCACCUACCCCGACUCCUUCCAGCAGCCCCCCUGCCCCGCCCUCCCUCCCUCGCCAGGGCAGUUCUCACAGUCUCCCUGUGUGGCCAGCUACCCGCACUCCCCCGGAAGCCCUUCCAAGCCAGAGAGCCCCUAUCCACACCCAGACUUCAGGCCCGUCUGCUACGAGGAGCCGCAGCACUGGUGCUCGGUGGCCUACUACGAGCUCAACAACCGCGUGGGCGAGACCUUCCAGGCGUCCUCCCGCAGCGUGCUGAUCGACGGCUUCACCGACCCCUCCAACAACAGGAACCGGUUCUGCCUGGGGCUGCUCUCCAACGUGAACAGGAACUCCACCAUCGAGAACACCCGCAGGCACAUAGGAAAGGGCGUGCAUCUGUACUACGUUGGCGGAGAGGUCUACGCUGAGUGCGUGAGCGAUAGCAGCAUCUUUGUGCAGAGCCGGAACUGCAACUACCAGCACGGCUUCCACCCCGCCACAGUGUGCAAGAUCCCCAGUGGCUGUAGCCUCAAGAUCUUCAACAACCAGCUCUUCGCCCAGCUGCUGGCUCAGUCCGUUCACCAUGGCUUCGAAGUCGUGUAUGAGCUGACCAAGAUGUGCACCAUUCGCAUGAGUUUUGUGAAGGGCUGGGGAGCCGAGUAUCAUCGCCAGGAUGUCACAAGCACGCCGUGCUGGAUUGAGAUUCAUCUUCAUGGACCCCUGCAGUGGUUGGACAAAGUUCUGACGCAAAUGGGUUCCCCACACAACCCCAUCUCGUCUGUGUCCUAACGAUGGCCAGGCCA